Malassezia japonica is the source of this 3033-nucleotide messenger RNA. RefSeq lists its product as uncharacterized. The coding region runs from base 1 to 3033 and encodes 1010 amino acids. Lineage: Eukaryota; Fungi; Basidiomycota; Malasseziomycetes; Malasseziales; Malasseziaceae. The transcript has a single exon. Gene Ontology annotation, cellular component: cytoplasm; cell septum. Gene Ontology annotation, biological process: establishment of cell polarity; positive regulation of G2/M transition of mitotic cell cycle. The record is from RefSeq and is a predicted model, not a curated record.
AUGGCCAAUAGCCAGAUCACAGAUCUCGAGCUCCAGCGGGAGGUCGAGGCGCUGCGCACACGGCGACGGCAGUCGGUGAACCGUGUCGUGCUCGAUCCCGACCUCCCCGAUCUACAAGGUGCGGGCCUGCUGCCGAAUGCAAGCCCGCCCCUCGACCGGCACCCGUCGUCCUCGAGUGUGGCGAGCUCGUCCUAUCAGGCCCCGACGACGCCUCCCGAGACGGACCAGGGUGCGUUUGUGCUCGACGAAAAGUCGCUGCACGCCCGCGCGCCGCUUUUUGGGUCCUCGCAGCGCUCGCGCUACCUCGCGCGCCGCAACGCCCGCCAGGCGCAGGCCGCGUCCGAGAGCGAAAAAGGGCCACUGCCCCAACCCCCCCCGUCGUCCCAUCCGCCGCCAAACGACCCGAACCACCUCUUUUGGGUGCCUGCUGCUGCGCACCCCGAAAUCUCACCGGCAGACUUUCGCUCCUUUCUCAAAGAGCAGGCAGAGCGGAAUGUGAGCCAGCACGAAGCCGAGAAGAGCCAAAUACCCGCGCGCGGCGCUCCCCUCUCGCCCCCGCUCGACGGCGCCGCUGACGCCCAAGGGGAGGCGACGAUCGCCGCGAACCGCCUCCUCGGCCGCUCGACCUCGAACGUGCGCCGCACCUCGUCGCUCCGCAAGCAGAUCAAGCCGGAAGACAAGGACGCGGAACCGAGCGAACGGCCGGGCAGCCUGCUCGCCGUGUCGAACGACCAGCGCGCCCGGAACCGCCUCUCGAGCAGGGACCUGUCGCCGGACCAAAUCACCCUCCGCGAGCUGCAGCGGAUGGAGCGGGCAGCACAGGCGCCACCGGUCGCCCCAGUCCCGGAGCGCGCUGCGCCUGCCUACGAAGACGACCGCAGCUCGAACGGCACUCACCAGACGCACUCGUCCGAGAGCGCCGAGUCCGAGCCGCGCUCGUCCCACACUGGGCCCGCGCUGCAGCGGAGCUCGCGCAACAUGAAACUCGCACGCCCUCAGGGCCCAGUGCCGCAGAGAAGCGCGCGCCCGGAGCGGCGCGCAGUGCCCGAGCCGCCGCGCUUUCCAGAGAACAUGAUCUCGACGAUCGAGGCGCUCUCGCUCGACGCGACGCCCCAGGCACCGCCUCAGCUGGUCGACGAACCCGAGUCGUUUGCACAGGCCGAGCCGCUGCCGCCGCAUCCCCACUCGGCAGAGAAGCCGCGGCGGGGCAAUACACUCCCGCCUCGCCUCGACAGCGCGCUCGAGGCCAAGGAGCAGCGGCGCGCCGCAAACAUUGCCGACGUCCGCGCCAAGGUCUCGAAAAAGAAUGUCUUGCCGGAGCUGCCGGACGAGGCGCCGCAACGGCACUCGCUCGAGCGCGUGCCGGUGCCGAGCGCGCCGCGCGACGACGUGCAGCCUGCGCGGCACUCGGAAGAGAACGUCCCGCGGUCGCGGCCGCUGCCGGAGCCCAUGGCACGGAGCGAUAGCCGCUCACGCGAGGCACGGCCGCUGCCUGAGCCGCGCGCAGCGCCCAAGGACGGGCGGCCGGUGCCCGAGGUGCCGCCCGGUGCAGAGAUGCGCCCGAGUUUGGAAGGGGCAGGUGUGGAUGUGCCGCGCGAGGCGCGUGCGGUGCCCGAGGCUCGUGUAGUGCCCGAGGCGCGUGCAGUGCCGGAACCGCUGCGUGUCGAGCCUGCGCGUGUCGAGCCUGCGCGUGUCGAGCCCCCGCGUGCCGAGCCAUUGCGUGCCGAGCCACGCGCGGUGCCCGAGCCGCGCCCAGUGCCCGAACCGCGCGCGGUGCCCGAACCCCCCCGCGCGGUGCCCGAACCCCCCCGCGCGGUGCGCCCGUCGACGGACUCGCUGCGUGCCGAGUCGGUCGCCGCGCACGAGCCUGGCGCGCGUGUCGAGCCUGGUCCUCGCACCGAGCGUUCUGCGCGUGACAAGCGUGGUUUUGGGCUGUCGUGGUUCGGCCUCGCCAAGGAGGACGAGGACGAGAGCAAGCGGCACAAGGAGGAGCGGCGCAAGGUCAAAGAGGAGCCGCCGCCGCCGCCGCCGCUGCUGCACCCCCCUCCGCCUCCCCCCGCUACGAAGCGCAAAGAAAAAGACACGUUCCUUGCGAAUCUCUUUGGCAAGCGCAAGAGCCACGAGCCCCAGGACUCGCUGCGCCACCGCGCGCGUACACUCUUUUCCAAUACCGGCGGCACGCCGCCGCCGAUUGUCCCGGAGGAAUAUCCCUACACCCGUUUUGCCCUGCACAUUGAGCGUGCGCUCUACCGCCUGAGCCACUUUAAGCUCGCGAACCCCCGGCGUGCGCUGCAGGAGCAGGUGGUGAUCAGCAAUUUGAUGUUUUGGUACCUCGCCAUUGUCAAUUCCGCGCAGAGCCGCCCGGCGGACAUUGGCCACGGCCACCAGCGCCAGGGCGGUCCGAGCGAGUACGACGACACGGAGCGCCGGCAGUGCCGCGGCACGCCGCCGAUCGCCGUGCACACCGGCACGCUGGUGCGUGCCGUGCCGCAAUUCGUGCCGCAAAUGUACACUCCCUACGGGAUGGUGCCGCCGAUGCCGUGGGGCUUCCCACCCAACAUGUACUUUGACCCCCACGCGCAGACAUGGGUGCCGAACGGGAUGCCUGUCCCCCCCCCGGCUGCUCCGCCGGUGCCGCCACGGACCCAAGAUGACUACGAUGUAAAUGAGUACGUGCUCGACGAAUACUAUACACCCAAGGCGGCCGACACGGGCGUGGCGCCCGUGCCGAGCUGGUCGGCGCCGCAGCCGGCAGCGCCGCCCGCUCUGCCCAUGCCGCCCCUCCCUGAGAAGCAGGCUCCGGAAGCCAACGGGCUCCCGAUGCACGCGCGCGGCCCGAGCGCCGCUGGUCCGAAAGAGCGCUCCGCGUCGAACCGCCCACCUCUUCCCCGCCCGAGCGGUUCGCCGCGUGCCCUUCGCCAGGCACGCUCGUCGCCCUCGCUGGCGCCCCGAAAAGAGGGCCGCGCGCCUGUCCCAGCGCCGCGCGUUCCCCCGCUGCCCGUCGGCCUCGUCAAGCGGCCGAGCCGGCCGUGA